AUGGCUGCAACCCUGGACGACACGGUGCUCGCACAAUGCAUUCUCCGUGAACUCACGCACUUGAAAGUCAAAGGCUGCGCCAUGCGGGACUCUACGUGUUCCUCAGACACUGAGACACCUUCCCCUGCUUCGUCACAGAGCCUGUCCUCCAUCCGAUCCUCCUCGCCAACAGGGCUCAUGCAGUUCAGUCCUUCCAUUGCUCCUCCUCCGGGACUUGCUCCUCCUCCUCCGGGACUGCCGUUGCCGCUUCCGCUAGCCAGUCUUGUGCCUCCUCCACGGCAGCCUCUGUCUCGGACGGUGUCCAUCGAGAUGCCAGCGGAAGCCUCCAAGGAGCUGCAGUGGCAAGUCCUGAAUCCAAACGCGAAGUUCAAGUCUGCCUGUGGCUGCCCACUCGUUUCCCAGCCUUUCCAGGUGGGAGAGCUGGAGGAUGUCAGGGUGAUCUUUGCGCCUGGAAAGCAGUGGAUGACGGAGUACUGCAGAACGACCAAGAAGCACAAGAAGAGCCAGGCCUGUGAUGACCUGCCGAAGUUCGGCUCCUUGCAGCUGAAGAUCUCGGGCAAUGCGAAGGCGGGAGACUGCAACGUCUACUUCCUCUUUGGUACCCAUCGCUUUGGCCCCGUUUCCAGCCCGGCCGGGCAGUGCACCACUGAGGUCUUCGAGUUGCCGGUAGACUGGCGUAGAGAACUGCAUGGGGGUGCGCUCAGCAUCGGGGUGGAGAUCGAAAGCGCAUAG
Symbiodinium natans is the source of this 732-nucleotide messenger RNA. Lineage: Eukaryota; Dinophyceae; Suessiales; Symbiodiniaceae. The record is from the annotation of a GenBank genome assembly.